AUGUCAAAAAGGUCUAUUGAUAUUGAUGAGCAAGAGAGAGUUGUCUCCGCUAAGACUGAUUCUCAUUCAGUCCCUGCUGUUGCUCCAUCAGGAGAGCAAGAUGCUCCCAUGGACGAGCUGGAAGAACAAUUGAGUGAUGAGUUCGAUAGUGAUGGUGAGAUCAUUGAAAUUGAUGGAGAUGAUGAAAUCAAUGACGAAGACGACCUCAAAAAAAGGCAAGAACAAGCUGAAACUUUAGUGCAGAAAGACCAAUCUGAAGGCAACGAAGAGAAGAUCCAAGAACUAUACUUGCCCCACAAGUCUCGCCCCCUAGGUCCGGAUGAAGUUCUCGAGGCCGAUCCUACUGUUUAUGAAAUGCUACAUAAUGUUAACAUGCCAUGGCCAUGUUUGACAUUGGAUGUAAUUCCGGAUACGUUAGGUACUGAACGUAGAAACUAUCCGCAGUCUAUUUUAUUAACUACAGCGACUCAAUCAUCGAGAAAAAAGGAAAACGAACUGAUGGUUUUAGCUCUUUCCAACUUAACAAAAACUCUUUUAAAAGAUGAUAAUGAAGAAGAAGAUGAUGAAGAAGGAGAAGACGAAGAAGACGUGGAUCCAAUAAUUGAGAAUGAAAACAUACCAUUAAGAGAUACAACUAAUAGACUAAAAGUUUCUCCGUUUGCCGCUUCUAAUCAAGAGGUAUUAACUGCCACAAUGAGUGAAAAUGGAGAUGUUUAUAUAUAUGAUUUAGCCGCACAAAGUAAAGCUUUCUCUACACCAGGUUAUCAAAUCCCAAAGUCCGCUAAAAGACCUAUUCAUACUGUCAAAAAUCAUGGGAAUGUUGAAGGCUAUGGGUUAGACUGGUCACCAUUGAUCAAGACUGGCGCUUUAUUAUCAGGUGAUUGCUCAGGUCAAAUUUAUCUCACACAAAGACACACUUCCAGAUGGGUGACUGAUAAACAACCAUUUACCGUUUCGAACAAUGAAUCUAUAGAAGACAUUCAGUGGUCUCGGACAGAAUCCACCGUUUUUGCGACAGCUGCUUGUGACGGAUAUAUAAGGAUUUGGGACACAAGAUCAAAGAAACAUAAGCCAGCCAUCUCUGUCAAAGCCUCUAAUACCGAUGUAAAUGUUAUAAGUUGGAGUGACAAAAUUGGCUAUUUGCUUGCAAGCGGUGAUGAUAAUGGUACUUGGGGAGUCUGGGAUUUGAGACAGUUUACACCAAGCAAUGCCGACACCGUUCAACCAGUCGCUCAGUAUGACUUCCAUAAGGGUGCCAUUACUUCUAUUGCAUUUAACCCAUUGGAUGAAUCUAUUGUUGCGGUGGGUUCAGAAGAUAACACCGUAACCUUGUGGGAUUUAUCCGUAGAAGCUGAUGAUGAAGAAAUUAAGCAACAGGCGGCUGAAACAAAGGAGCUACAAGACAUCCCACCCCAGUUAUUAUUUGUUCACUGGCAAAGGGAAGUUAAGGAUGUUAAAUGGCACAAGCAAAUUCCAGGUUGUUUGGUAAGUACCGGUACUGACGGCUUAAACGUCUGGAAAACAAUCAGUGUUUAA
Molecule: messenger RNA, 1536 nt
Organism: Saccharomyces eubayanus
Lineage: Eukaryota; Fungi; Ascomycota; Saccharomycetes; Saccharomycetales; Saccharomycetaceae
Gene: RRB1
Product: ribosome biosynthesis protein RRB1
Exons: 1
Coding region: 1-1536 (511 amino acids)
Molecular function (GO): protein binding
Source: RefSeq, a predicted model, not a curated record